UCCAGCUUUGAAGCCGAGUGUGGUGGGAGAAGGUGAGCAGGAUCCGUGGCAUCAUGAAGGCUCCACAGCAGACAGAGGGACGCACUGACCAGAUGCUAGGAGCCAUGGGGGAUAUCCUAACAUCGCUGGCCCUACCCAGACAACCCUGGAGAUCCGUACUCUGUUGCAGGCAGUGAUGGCAGCAUCUCUGCCUCAGUGGCCUCAAUCCAACCACAGGCAUCUAGCAGCUCAGCUCCCAGUUCCCCUGCUUCCCGCCAUUCAGUUAGCACCCUCAAGAAAUGGCUUACCAACCCCGUGCGCAAGCUAAGUGGUGGUGGGCUACCUCGGGGAGAACGCCCACUCAGGAAAACAGAAGGCCGGACAAGGCGCCACGGGCGCCAGGAGGAUCGCAAGAGUAUUGACCUAGGCCUCCUCAGCCAACCAGAGGAACCCUUCGCUGUUCCACAGGAGUCAAUCGCCACAGAUGGCAAUACUCAUCUCCCAGAUCUUUCCUCGCUCUCCAACCUGCUAGAAGGAGAUGGCUCAAAAACACCCAACCAGGAUCCUGAACCCUCUCUGCUCCCCACAGAUCCCAGAACCCCAGAGUCUCCCAUGGAACCUCUUGUGCAGCCCCCACUCUCUGAGGAGCAGGAAGAGGAGGAGAGGCGUAGUGCCUUAGAAAAGAGUAUGUUUGUUCUCAGGGAGUUGACUGAAACGGAGAAGAUGUACGUGGAAGAUCUGGGCCAGAUUGUGGAGGGCUAUAUGGUGACCAUGAAUACCCGUGGCAUCCCUGAGGGUAUGAAGGGCAAGGAUAAGAUAAUCUUUGGGAACAUCCACCAGAUCUAUGACUGGCAUAAAGAUUAUUUACUCAAGCAGCUGGAGAAAUGUCUGGAGGACCCUGAUCUUCUGGCCGAGCUGUUCAUAAAGCACGAGCGCCGUUUGCACAUGUAUGUUGUUUACUGUCAGAACAAACCCAAAUCUGAGCAUAUUGUUUCUGAGUUUAUCGACACUUACUUUGAGGAACUGAAGCAGGAAUUGGGGCAUCGCCUGCAGCUCAAUGAUUUACUUAUCAAGCCCGUACAGCGGAUCAUGAAAUACCAACUGCUGCUCAAGGAUUUCCUGAAGUAUUAUAGCAAAGCUGGGAAGGACACAGAACAGCUGGAGAAAGCUGUAGAUGUUAUGUGCUUUGUUCCCAAACGCUGCAAUGACAUGAUGAAUGUGGGACGUCUUCAAGGCUUUGAGGGGAAGCUGACUUCACAAGGGAAGCUGCUGCAGCAGAACACUUUUUGGGUGAUGGAGCAGGCAGGCGGGAUCCUGGCCCGGGCUCGUGAGCGCCGCAUUUUUCUCUUUGAGCAAAUUCUCAUCCUAAGUGAGACCCUGGAGCGGAGGCGUGGUCCAUAUGCUGCCCCAACAUAUGCCUUUAAGAGCAGCAUCAAGAUCCUGAUUGAAGAUGAUGCCAGGCCGCUGCUCCCCGAUCCCGAGGUCCCAGAAAUUAAUGUCCCUCAAGGCAGUGCCCAACUUGCCAAACUUGACGAGAAUGAGCUGUGACCCUUGGAUUGCAGGAUGGUGGUCUCUGUCAGGCAGGCACUUCAGCUGGGGAUAUCUUAACACCCGCCUCCCUCUCUCUGGCUUCUCUGGAGGAAAGAGAAACGUGGCAACACUGGGGUGGAAGGUUUUGCUGUCCUCUGAUCCUGCUCAAAAUGCCCAGACUUCACCCCCCUUCCUUAUAUGGGUGCAGGACCCCAUAUUGGGAUCAGAGCAUAAUGCUGAAGGCCCUUCCCUAGACCCCAGUAUAUGCAUGCUGUGGGGCUCUAGGGGCUUUACGUGGGGGGCUCUUGGAUGCGGGGUUUCGAUUAUGUGAAAUGAGAAUAUUUUGUUCGUUGUAAUAAAAGAUUUUAAUUAAAAC
Molecule: messenger RNA, 1885 nt
Organism: Thamnophis sirtalis
Lineage: Eukaryota; Metazoa; Chordata; Lepidosauria; Squamata; Natricidae
Source: RefSeq, a predicted model, not a curated record